Molecule: messenger RNA, 3961 nt
Organism: Clarias gariepinus (North African catfish)
Lineage: Eukaryota; Metazoa; Chordata; Actinopteri; Siluriformes; Clariidae
Gene: matr3l1.2
Product: matrin 3-like 1.2
Exons: 21
Coding region: 255-3665 (1136 amino acids)
Cellular component (GO): nucleus
Molecular function (GO): RNA binding; zinc ion binding
Source: RefSeq, a predicted model, not a curated record
AGGAAGUGUGCCAGUCAGGUGAUAUUCUCAUGCCCGACUAUAACGUUUUCGCUUUUGCAGCUCGUGAGGUUAUAUUGCAACAACCCCUUUCAUUCUGUCAUAGAAGAGGAUCUGUCCAUUCUCACUGUUGGCUUAACUUUGACAUUUGGAAUUUAAUCCACGGACGGUCCUUUUUGUGGGACAAUCAGCUCCAUCGUUCUUUGCUUUUAUUGCCUGCUUGAGGUUGUGUCGCCUCUCCCUGUCAUUUUGAAGUCAUGUCUCAGAAGCUGACUCCUGACAGCGCUCAAAAGGGCUUCGCCGUAGGCCGAGGUCUCUUGGCCGCUGCAGAGACUCUUAACUUUAGCAUGAACGAGUCUCGGCCUGAUCCCUAUGGCUCCUCCUCCCAGCAGCAUGGAGGUAUGGGUGGAGUAGACAGCCAAGAUUCCCAGCUGGCCCCCCGUCGUGUAGGCAACCCUCUCAGCAAUACCAUGAAGCUUUUUGCCAGCCUCGGUCUCUCUCCCGAUGACUUGGACGCGCUGGCUCAGGUGCCCGAAGAGAACAUCAGUGUAGAAACACUACCACAUCUUAUUAUGCAGCUAAAGAACCGAAAGACAGAGACUGGUCGACAUCUAAGCAGUGACCUGCUAUCUCAGUCCCUCUCCCCAGACCCCUCAUACAGGGGAGGUCGAGACGACUGGGGGGAUGUGCAGGGAGGACGACUGGACCGUUCCGCAGCUUCCACGAGCCAGAGCCGCACUUCUCAGUCUGAUUUUGGCUACAGUUCGUCUCAAGAUUUAUCCGCUCGCAGCUACGAUUUGCUCGAUUAUGGGAGCGCCGGCGGCAGUCGAGAUCGUCAGUAUUCCGAGCUUCCCACUGACCGCUAUCGUGGCUUAGGCACAACCUCAUCUUCAGCAUCUGAUGAUCUUUUUAUGCAGCGGCGGAUGGGAUCGCCAUCUCAGGGCAAAGUUCAGGAUUUCUUGGGUGUCACGCCACACAUGUUUCCCCAUGUGUGCUCCCUUUGUGAUUUUGAUGUGCAUUCCUCCAUGGAAUGGACUCAGCACACAACUGGGAUGCGGCAUGCAGAAAACCGGAGGGUCCUCUUGCAAAUGUAUCCAGAUUGGGACCCUCAGAUGCCCUCUGGCCGAAUGUCCGAUUCUCUCUCGCUAAGCUCAAAAAGCCGAUCAGAUGGUCUUCUGGGAGCUGCUCCAUCUUCUCUGAGGCAGCGAACAAGCAUGAGUUCAAGCUGGGGAUCUACUUCAAGCAUGAGUAUGUCAAGCAAAUCAUCAUAUUCUGUGACUCCAAAGAUCAGAAGCAGGGUAGUGGUGGUGAAAUAUGACGAGAAGCCCAAAUUAUCUGCGCUGUUUGCUUUAGCCAGUCGUUUUGGUCAUAUUCGUGAACAUCUUGUACUCAAGAAUAAGGCUUUUCUGGAGCUAAUGACGCAUGAAGAAGCUCUUGCAAUGACUAAUUAUUACCAGAAUAAGCCUGCCACUCUUCAUGGGAGAGACGUAAAGAUUUACCUGUCCAAGGAGCUGCUGGUGAUCGAGAAAAACGAAAGACCAGAUCGAGAGACCCGAAAUCGAGAUACAGGUCCAGUGGUCUUCUUUUCCAAUUUGCCAAGAGAGACCGAGAAGAAAGCGGAGUUGCUGACAAUAGCCCGUAGAUUUGGCACCGUCGUUAAUCAUCUGUUUUUGAAUGAUCAGGCAUUUGUGCAAAUGAGCAACUCUGAGGAUGCAGAGAUGUUAGUCAAGUACUACACUAUCCAUCCACUGACCAUUAGUCGUAGGACCAUCCAUAUGAACAUCUGCACCAAGUACAAGACCUUAACGGUCAGACCUGGUAAAGGAGAACAGUUAAAAGGGGAUAUGGAGGAAUCUGGUCAGAAAAACAGCAGCAGUAGAACAACUUCCAGAAGCUCAUCCAAGACUCAGAGAAGUUCGAGCUCCAGAGCCAAAGAGAGCUCGUCCGAGAAGGCACAGGAGUCAAAGACUAAGGAGGGGGAUGAGGAGGUCCGGGCUGAAGCAGGCUCUGGUGAUGAAGUCCAAGGUGUUGUGGAGGCUCAUGAUGAUGAGGAAGAGACUCUUGGUGAAGACUUGGUGACCGAGGAAUCUGUAAAAGCCCAGCCAGAUCAAGAAGCUGCGAUGGAGACGGAAGAUUCGGCUGUGGAGCCAGAAGAAGAAGAGACAAAGGGAACGGAGCAUGAUGGAGCGAACGCAGAGAUUCCAGCAGAGGAAGAAGCAAAUGAAACAAAGCAGCAGACAGAGCAAAUAGCUGAGCAGGAGGAAGAUCAGGAGCAGGACGACAACACAGAACUCAAAGAAACAGAUGGACAGGAUGAUAUGGAGCAGAACGAGGCCAUGGCAGAUGAUUCUGUCGACCAGGACGCACCUGAAGAAUCCGAUUUUCCCGAAGACAUGGAUGAGUUUGUUACUCUGGAUGAACUGGCAGAGGAGGAAGAAGCUGAACGGCAUGACUCAAGAUCUAGAGACAAAGGCUCUUCAGGUAAAUCCAGGGACAGCGGAGGCUUGAGAGUUGUUAAUGUGGUUGGAUUUAAACGCAACUAUGGCUAUCUGGAUGAGAUUUUGGCUCUUGCAAAGCCAUUUGGGAAAGUUGUACGCCACUUGGUUCUGCAUUCCAGGCCCGAGGCCUUUUUGGAAUUUAGCAGUGAGCAAGAAGCCAGAUCAAUGGUUCAUUUCUACAACGGAAAUGUCAUCCCAUCCGUGUGUGGAAAAACUGUCAAAAUUUACCAUUCAAUGACCUACGCCACCAUCCAGAGUGGCAAGGUCGUCUAUAUCGGACACAUCCCUGCAUUUAAAUCAUCAGAUGCGUCUUUUCUGAAGGUUGCAGAGCCUUUCGGGAAAAUACGACGUUACUAUUUGAAUCGGUCACGUUCUGAGUGCUUCAUUGAAAUGGAGAGGGGUGAGGAUGCAGAAAAAUUUGUGGAGUCCGCUCGACUGAAUCCGCUCAAAUUCGAAGGCAAACGUUUGCUUGUCUACAUCAGCAGGAAGUACAAACAACUUAAACAUGGACACAGACCCCCGACCUUGGAAGACAAACGGCCAGCCAAGAGGGAGCACUCUGAGGAGAAAGAGGAAAGUCAGAGCAGUUCCUCUGCAAAAACUACAACUGUGAAGGAAGAGGAGCCCCCAUCCAAAAAAUCUAAAGAGGAGAAGCCUAGUGAGGAGAAUACUCAGAGUGCACAACAGGAGAUUGAGGAGGAGAAAAGGGAAGUGGAGGUCAAAACUGAGUCUUGUGAGAAUGAAGUUGAUGUGGACAACGAGCACACAGAGGAACAAAACAAGGAUGCGUCAGAAAGUCCGAAUGUGGAGCUAAAACCACUGCAGAAGGUUGAAAGCGACAUCGAUGUUGCUCCUACUGAGUCGUCAUCUGUUGCAUUCUCUGCUGUGUCUGAGAAGAGCCAAGAGCUGCCUGAAACUCCCACGCCUCCAGCCGAGUCUGUGAAAAAGCCUGAAACUACCGUGGAUGCUCUCGGGCCGUAUGAGCCAAAUGUCCCAGUGGGUGUGGAGUUUGUGAAGAUGGGCUACUACUGCAGAGUGUGCUUUCUAUUUUACUCCAACGAAGACACUGCUAAAAAGGUUCACUGCAGCAGCCAGGCACAUUACGAGAAACUCAAGAAACACUUGGAAAAGGAGAAGGCUAAAGCACAGAGUAAUCCUGAGAAGAAAUGAAUCUUAAGGAGUGUAAUUGAUAUUGUACAGUGUUAGGUUGUGCAUGAACUUUAGUUUGCUUAGUCUCUCCAUUUGGAGGAUUGAUUUUAGUAUAAUUUUAGGUUGAUCCCAUCAUUAACUUUUUUUUAUAUAUAUAUGUAUACACGUCUGUUAAAAACAUUGCCCUAUUCCCAAUAGAAGAACAGAGCCCUUUUAUGGCUGUUUACCCUGUUUCUUUUGAUUAGGUUACAUCUCUGUUAAAAUAAUAAUAAUAAAAAAAAACAUUCCUCACAAUGAAUGUUUAUUGGUUGUAAUGA